This is a messenger RNA of Lodderomyces elongisporus, 2301 nucleotides long. It is a transcript of the gene TEC1, whose product is annotated as transcription factor TEC1. NCBI's taxonomy places the organism in Eukaryota, Fungi, Ascomycota, Pichiomycetes, Serinales, Debaryomycetaceae. The coding region runs from base 1 to 2301 and encodes 766 amino acids. The record is from RefSeq and is a predicted model, not a curated record. Gene Ontology annotation, biological process: regulation of transcription by RNA polymerase II. Gene Ontology annotation, molecular function: RNA polymerase II cis-regulatory region sequence-specific DNA binding; DNA-binding transcription factor activity, RNA polymerase II-specific. Gene Ontology annotation, cellular component: transcription regulator complex. The transcript has a single exon.
AUGAGUUUUCAGAGCAUCAACCCCAGAGUUGAUAAUCUGUCAAUUUAUACCGAACGUGAAAACUAUAAUGAGAAUAGUGCUCAGAUAAGGAGCCCUGCCAUUAAGCAAACUAAUACACCAACCUCGGUAUCCCGUCUGAAAUCAAAACACUCUCAUAAAAGAAGAGCAAGGCUACCUAUAAUCGUUGAUGUAGCUCUUGAUAGAAAUGGUAAACAAGUUUAUCAAGUUCACGAGACUACCAAAUUGGUACGACUGGAAAUGCCCAAAUCCCUAAGCUUUUCUUCCAACUACCAUGUGGGACAAGAUGGAACUGUCACUCAGCCUCAUGCUAUGCCUAAUGCUAUGCCAAAUACUAUGCCACAUUCUAUGCCACAUUCUAUGCCUCAUACCAUGCCUCAUACCAUGCCUAAUGCUAAUUUGCCAAAUACUGACCUACUUGCAGAUAAAAGCAGUGGCUUGCAACAUUAUAAGUCUCAACAACACACUUCAUCAUAUGCAGCUUCGCCUGCACAUACCCACCUUAUUGACGAUGACAUUUGGUCCCAGGAUGUUGAACGCGCAUUUGAGCAUGUCCUUCAGUUUAUACCCAAAAGCAACUCAAACAAGAUCAAGAUCGCUGGUAGAUCGUGUGGUCGAAAUGAAUUGAUUUCGGAUUAUAUUUAUGCUAAAACUGGGAAACGGAGAACUAAAAAACAAGUAUCGUCGCAUAUACAAGUCAUCAAGAAUUUGGGGCAAAAGACUUCCAUCAUACAAUUGAUAAAUGACGGGCCCACAUUUUCAAAUGAAGAAGAUAAGGAGAAGAUGAUGAAAAUUUUCGAAAAGGUGUUUACCAGGAUAUACCUCGAUAUGUCAAUUGGAGUUGAUGAUGUGCGAAGAGGAAGUUUGAUGGAUGAUGAACAAGAGGAUGAAGUUUCUAAAAGUCAACAGAGGCGCCGGAGAAGAAGGACAAAGAUGACAACGGCAACAACGGCAACAACGGCAACAACGGCGACAACGCUAACAGGCAAUAACAAUAGCGAUAUAGAUGCAUCGAAUAUUGUGGUAAAUCAAUUCGCAAUGUCGUUACAAAAAGAGCCUGAUCAUUCUAGUUGUUCACUAUUGACCAAGUUUACUUCACUUGCGACGGAUUUACCUAAAAAACAAUUCAAUCCCGAAAUUUUUGUAAAGUUCCCCGAUAUGCGCGAAUUUGUACACCGACCCAAUAUUGCAGUGAUCCAUAAUACCGUGAACCUUUUCAUUCCCGAAAUACCGACCGAUAAAGAAGUUGCCAGUCUCGACUCUAUGUAUGAACUUCGAAGCACACCAAAUACUAUUGAACUGGCCAAACUGACCAAACUGACCAAACUGUUCAACUCAUUUACUAGUAUUUACUCAUUUGGUAAGCCCGUUUUCAAGUUUGAAGAUUCCCAUUUCAAGCUUUAUGAAAAACGCAACUUUCUUCCUGAGUUUUGGAAGCCAUUUUUAUGCUCUUUAGCUGGUACCAGCUCGUCAAAUCUAGAUUUAAUUUUCAGCGGGUUAACGAUGAAACAAAUCAUUUACGAGUCAAAGGGCUUGAAGCAUGAACAUGACUCAAGUUACACCUCAAAAUCAAGGAUACGCGUCAUUUUACUUUGGGAAUUUAGUCGUGUGCAUAGACUCGAGGAUGGUUUUACUACUUCCAUUCCAAUCUUGUUAAAAACACCAGAUAUGCCAAGCUUAUUGAAUCCAGACAUAGGCGACGAAUUUCAAAGAAUUGAUAGAAACAUGGGCCGAGGAACUUUCGAGGCCACUAAUUUGCCUCUCUCCGUGACAGAUAAACCUAACAAUAACGAAAACAUUCUGCAAAGACAAGUAUCGGGUCCAGCUAUACCACCACCAUUACCACUAGGAGCAGCAACAGCAGCAACAGCAACAGCAACAGCAGCAACAGCAACAGCAACAGCAGCAACAACGAUUCCAGCUGCUCCUAUAGCUGCAUCAUCUUUAAGCUCGGCUCAUGUACCCAGCCAUCUACCUGCUUUUGUACCUGGCCAAGGUUUGGCUCUUGCUCGAGACCAAUCUGGGUAUGUGUGGAGGCAUCCUCUAACACAUCACCCUAACAGUCAACUCGUCAACCAAUCACUGAUCCAAAAUCAGUUUCAGUUUCUAUCGUCUCAACAACAAGGUUACCCACCAAAUGUCAACUAUGCUAAUCCAAAUAGUGGUCAAAUAGUUUACUUUGACCAUCCUCUGUCUAUGGAGACUCAUCAUACGUAUAGUGGUACCAAUUAUGUUCCCGAAGAACACUAUCAACCUACCGGCGAUGAGUAUCACCAUCAGUGA